AAGCUCCCUACACAACCACAGCAGCGAAGGGACAAGAGCUCUUCUUCCUCCAGGCCACACUCCCUGGAGAGGUGUGGCGUAGUAGCCAUGACAAAACAUUCCAGCCGCCUGCUGGGCGUCCUCGGUGCAGCGGUCGUCCUGUCCAGUGUCGCCGCCAACUCGUUGAGCAGUUCGGGCUGCUGGGAUGCUCUCUACGGAGACGGGUACUGCACGCCGCCAAACAACAACGCAGAAUGCGGCUACGACGGCGGUGACUGCUGCGAGUGCACUUGCCAGACUCAAAGCGAUGACGACUACUACUCUGGGAGAUGCGACAAAGAGUACAUGGCCUGCAUCGACCCGGACGCCUCUUGCGUCGACGAUGACGACGUUACCAUUGAAUUGGUGGCGAACUGUUCCCAUGCUGGCGCUAUCGGAGACGGUAUCUGCGAAAAAGGGAACAACAAUCCAGAGUGCGGUACGUUGGCCCUGGAAACGAGUACACCCAACGGGAAAAAGUAUCCAGUGAAGAAAGGAGGUUUCGCUCGAUUUCGUGGACACGACCACACCCCCGAAACACUUUUCAACGGUUUCGUUCGGGUUAGAAUCAACAAGAUCACGCCAUAA
Messenger RNA from Ectocarpus siliculosus, 606 nucleotides. The record is from the annotation of a GenBank genome assembly. NCBI's taxonomy places the organism in Eukaryota, Phaeophyceae, Ectocarpales, Ectocarpaceae.